Molecule: messenger RNA, 3435 nt
Organism: Lipotes vexillifer (Yangtze River dolphin)
Lineage: Eukaryota; Metazoa; Chordata; Mammalia; Artiodactyla; Lipotidae
Gene: MCM9
Product: minichromosome maintenance 9 homologous recombination repair factor
Exons: 13
Coding region: 1-3435 (1144 amino acids)
Biological process (GO): double-strand break repair via homologous recombination
Cellular component (GO): MCM complex; nucleus
Molecular function (GO): single-stranded DNA binding; single-stranded DNA helicase activity; ATP binding
Source: RefSeq, a predicted model, not a curated record
AUGAAUAGCGAUCAAGUUUCACUGGUUGGUCAAGUGUUUGAGUCAUAUGUUUCGGAAUACCAUAAGAACGAUAUUCUUCUCAUCUUGAAGGAAAGAGAUGAAGAUGCUCAUUACCCACUUGUGGUUAAUGCCAUGACCCUUUUUGAGACCAACAUGGAAAUCGGGGAAUAUUUCAACGCGUUCCCUAAUGAAGUGCUAACUAUUUUUGAUAGUGCACUUCAAAGAUCAGCCUUGACAAUUCUCCAGUCCCUUUCUCAGCCUGAAGGUGUCUCCAUGAAGCAGAAUCUUCACACCAGGAUAUCAGGAUUGCCUGUUUGUCCUGAGCUGGUGAGGGAGCAUAUCCCUAGAACCAAGGAUGUGGGACACUUUUUAUCUGUCACUGGGACAGUGAUUCGAACGAGUCUGGUGAAGAUCCUGGAGUUUGAGCGGGAUUACAUGUGUAAGAAAUGCAAGCAUGUAUUUGUGGUCAGGGCUGACUUUGAGCAGUAUUAUACCUUCUGUCGGCCAUCCUCAUGUCCCAGCUUGGAGAGCUGUGAUUCUGCAAAAUUCACUUGCCUCUCAGACUUGUCUUCAUCUCCAGCUAGGUGUAGAGAUUAUCAGGAAAUCAAAAUUCAGGAACAGGUUCAAAGGCUAUCUGUUGGAAGUAUCCCACGAACAAUGAAGGUUAUCCUGGAAGAUGACUUAGUAGACAGUUGCAAAUCUGGUGAUGACCUCACUAUUUAUGGGGUUGUAAUGCAACGGUGGAAGCCCUUUCAGCAAGAUGUGCGCUGUGAAGUGGAGAUAGUCCUGAAAGCCAAUUACGUCCAAGUAAAUAAUGAGCAGUCUGCAGGGAUCAACAUGGAUGAGGAGGUCCGAAAAGAAUUUGAAGAUUUUUGGGAAUACUAUAAGAGCGAUCCUUUUGCAGGAAGGAAUGAAAUAUUGGCUAGCUUGUGCCCUCAAGUUUUUGGAAUGUACCUAGUAAAGCUUGCUGUGGCCCUGGUGCUGGCUGGUGGGAUUCAAAGGACCGAUGCUACAGGAACACGGGUCAGAGGUGAAUCUCAUCUUUUAUUGGUUGGGGAUCCUGGCACAGGGAAAUCUCAAUUCCUCAAAUAUGCAGCAAAAAUUACACCAAGGUCUGUGCUGACCACAGGAAUUGGAUCUACUAGUGCAGGUCUGACGGUAACUGCUGUAAAAGACUCAGGAGAAUGGAAUUUGGAGGCUGGGGCUUUAGUCCUUGCAGAUGCAGGCCUUUGCUGUAUUGAUGAGUUUAAUAGCCUCAAAGAGCAUGACAGAACCAGUAUCCACGAAGCAAUGGAGCAACAAACCAUAAGUGUUGCUAAGGCUGGCCUCGUGUGCAAGCUGAACACAAGGACCACCAUCCUCGCAGCAACCAACCCCAAAGGCCAGUACGACCCCCGUGAGUCUGUGUCAGUGAACAUUGCCCUUGGCAGCCCACUCUUAAGUCGAUUCGACCUGAUCCUGGUUUUGCUUGAUACCAAGAAUGAAGACUGGGAUCGUAUAAUUUCUGCCUUUAUCUUAGAAAACAAAGGUUAUCCAAGCAAAUCAGAGAAGCUCUGGAGCAUGGAAAAGAUGAAAACCUAUUUCUGCCUCAUUAGGAAUCUGCAGCCCACACUGUCUAAUGAGGGUAAUCAAGUUCUCCUGCGGUACUACCAGAUGCAGAGGCAGAGCGAUUCCCGGAACGCUGCCCGGACAACCAUCCGCCUGCUGGAAAGCUUGAUACGAUUAGCAGAAGCUCAUGCUCGCCUGAUGUUCCGUGACACAGUGACUCUGGAAGAUGCUAUUACAGUGGUGUCGGUAAUGGAGUCCUCCAUGCAGGGGGGUGCUCUGCUGGGAGGUGUGAAUGCACUCCACACAUCCUUUCCUGAUAACCCUCUGGAGCAGUACCAGAAGCAGUGUGAACUUAUUCUGGAAAAGCUGGAGCUGCACAGCCUCUUAAGGGAAGAGCUAAGAAGACUUGAAAGGUUACAGAAUCAGAGUGUGUGUCAACACCAGCCACGGGCAAUGGAAGCAGAGACGACUUCAGGGUCCCUGAGAGAUGAUCCAGGGGAAGAAUCAAAGCCCAGACCAUCAGCNCAGCAGGAAGUGAACUGUAGCACACAUCUGUCCUCUACUGGAGGCAGGCCCGGGGGAAGCCCACUUCUCAAUCCCCCAUCCCAUCUGGGGCCCGAUAGACUGACAAGUAGAAGGCAUUCAGCUGAGCACAAAAAUAGCCAAGAUGACAGUUUGGACUGGUUUGACUCCAUAGCAACUCAUCCGAUGGAACCUAAAAACACUGUUCCUGUGUCUCCUAGUCCCAAAACAACUCGGGGGGAAAUGGCUUUGAAAAUCUCCAACAACAAAUCUCAGGGUAAGGAGAAAAGGGAGCCAGGCCAAAGGAGCAAAUUGGAAACUGGACCACUUCCAACACCAGAAGAGGCAGAACCUCCACUGAGGCCAGACAGCCUUGAGGGUGAAAAGGCAAAAAAGGCAGCAAUGGUUUCUGAAGCAGCAGUAUCUGCUGAUGAGCCAGACUCAGUGCUGACUCAUCACGUCCCCAGAAAACUGCACAAGCUGCGCAAGGAGAGGGCCCAGGAGUUGUGCAGGAAUCCCGCCAGGCCGCCCUCGCAGCCCACAAGCUCUCCUCAUCCUCGGCCCACUCCUGUAGAGAGCCCAGAGAGAGUGCUUGGAACUCCCAAAAGAAAGAGACAGAAAUCCCUUGGUCGGGUGCAAGAGCCCUACCUUGAAAGUGUUGAGAGUCCGGGUCCCCCUGUGGCCAAACUAGCAAAAUUUACUUUCAAACAGAAGUCAAAACUGAUCCACUCUCCUGAAGAUUGCAGCCAUGUGUCUCCUGGCACAAGUAAAACAGCAGUUCAGAGUCCUGAAAUUCCCCGACGUAGAGCAAGAGGAAAAGCAGCUCUGCCUGGGAAGGGUCCAGAAAAGCUGGCCUCUACCUCAGAAGUCAGAAGCCCAGCUCAGCUGCAAGAUAAGACAAAGGAGGUGUCACGGCAGCCACCGGACAAAGACGGACCGAGAGAGAAGAGGGAAUGUGCCUCUGCAAAGGGAGCUGUCCAGCCUGAAUUAGAGCUUGGGAGCAACACUGGGCGUUUCCAUCUUGCUUCUGAAAGAGACAGAAAGGAAGAGGUUUCGUGCCAUAGUAAAAGUGGCAAGGUUCAUGCUUGCACAUUAGCGAGAUUGGCAGACUUCUCCUUUACUUCCCCCUCUGAAUCCAAAUCAGAAUCCCCUCCUCGUCCUGAAAGUAAGAACCCAGGUGAGGGAGGCCCCAGCCCUCUUCUUGUGACUGCAGCUACAGUGCUUGGCAGGAAAAGGAAAACUUUUCAGCUGGGGGGAUCCACUGAGAGACUGAGUCUUUCCAAAACAUCUCUCUUCACUUUACUGGAACUAGACGAUGAACCAUUAGACUUUGAUUGGGAUGAAGAAAUGAGAAAAAAGCCAUAA